This is a messenger RNA of Syngnathus typhle (broad-nosed pipefish), 1432 nucleotides long. It is a transcript of the gene ccl44, whose product is annotated as chemokine (C-C motif) ligand 44. Gene Ontology annotation, cellular component: extracellular region. The transcript has 5 exons. Lineage: Eukaryota; Metazoa; Chordata; Actinopteri; Syngnathiformes; Syngnathidae. Gene Ontology annotation, biological process: cellular response to type II interferon; positive regulation of ERK1 and ERK2 cascade; monocyte chemotaxis. The record is from RefSeq and is a predicted model, not a curated record. Gene Ontology annotation, molecular function: CCR chemokine receptor binding; chemokine activity. The coding region runs from base 91 to 471 and encodes 126 amino acids.
AAGAGGGAGGGAGUCAUACAAGAGAGGCAGCAGCCAUAGAGGGAGAGAGAGGUGAGCGACGAGAUCAUCCUCCUUUCUGCCGGCCUCAUCAUGUUCAUGCUGCAGAUGUUGACUGUCAUCUCCCUGACUGUUCUCCUCCUGGCAUCUGUGCAAGGUAAAGGUGUGCAAAUGCAACGGGAUGUCCAAUGCUGCAUGUUGUAUUCUCACGGCAAGGUGCGCACCAAGGACGUGUUGCGGUUUGAGGUGCAGACCGAGGGACCGGACUGCAGUAUACAAGCCAUCAUCCUUUACACCAAAAAAGCGGUGAAAUGUGCCGAUCCCAGGGAUCGUAAAGUGAAAAGGUUGCUGCGGAAGCUCCUGCAGAGACAGCGGACCAAAGCCCAUCGAACAAUGUGGCUUCUUCCUCACGACAACCUGCCUGUCAUGACAGAGGAGAAGAAAGAAAACUGGGCCAUCUUCAACACGGAGUGAGAAGCAUCAAAUAUGACGGGAAAUGAAUAGUCGUAGGCCAAGUAAACUGUCAGCAGCUCGUCAUCCUACAGUAAAACAGCAGUUAGCUGACUCUCCAGUCGUCUUGUGUCUCUUGCUCUAUAUCACAACUAUCUGUCUGCAGUGGACCAGACCUGGGCAGCAAUAUCUAUUUAAAUGGCUUUACAUAUUUAAAAUAUGAACUGUGUUUGACAGAUUGCAAAAGUGAAGAGAAGGAGGAGGAGGAUUGACUUGUAAGAUAUGCGUGAUGGAUUUAACUAAAAUGGCUCUUACUGUUAUUUGCCAGAGUCUGCCUCAAAAGAGUCUCCCCCUCUCCAUCCAUUACGUCUUUUGUGGCUGAUCUGUAGAAGAAAAAAAACAAAAAAACAUUGUGAUUUGAAAAAAUGUAUAUGAGCAGUGGUUUUAAUAUCGUCCUGAAGCAAGAUACAUAUAUGCUUGUUUGUGCUUUGUAAAUGUUCACAUUCACGUGUAACUGCUCUGAGUAAGUAGUUCAGGUUUGGUGGGUGCAGAAGUUAUAGGGGAGUAUUUUUUUUUUUCCUUUUACUAAAUUAACUUGCACCUUGUUUUUGUACAAUCCAGGUUUCACGGUCCCUUUCAGACUUUGACCUCCCGUUUGUGACUGUUAUACAACUGAAGUCGAGAUGUGAAACUUACAUACAGUGAAAAGCAAUCUGCUCUUUAUACCGAUUGUUAAUACUAGCGUAAUGUUACGUACGGUCUGUGUUUCAAUCUUCUAUUCGCGUCACGCACACACUACUACAUAGUCCGUCAUUAAACUAUGCCAAAGUACUUUCUUCAUGAUUCCAUUCACCACAUGACAAGGCUGUUCCAACUUUGAGGGCUCGAUAGUGUGUGAAGCACACAAUCAUCGUAUUGUAGAAGAAUACACUGUAUGUUGAAACACUAUGUAAAGUGAAUUAUUUUAUAAAAGAAUCUGAAACAA